CCACACCUACAAAUUCUCGUCUCUCCAGCUCUCUCCUCUCUCCCUCUCUCUUCCCUUCAAUCCCCUCUCUGCAACUUGUUCCUCUGUCUUACUCUCUCUUUUGAUUCUUCUUCCUUCCUCUGUCCUCAACCAUGUCUGAUGAGGAGCACCACUUCGAAUCGAAGGCUGAUUCCGGAGCUUCGAAGACCUAUCCUCAGCAGGCCGGAACCAUUCGUAAGAAUGGAUACAUAGUCAUCAAGGGCAGGGCUUGCAAGGUUGUGGAGGUCUCAACUUCUAAGACUGGAAAGCAUGGUCAUGCAAAAUGUCACUUUGUUGGAAUUGAUAUUUUCAAUGCAAAGAAGCUUGAAGAUAUUGUUCCUUCAUCCCAUAACAGUGAUGUUCCCCAUGUUACUCGUACGGACUACCAGCUGAUAGAUAUCUCUGAAGAUGGAUUUGUGACUCUGUUGACUGAAAGUGGGGGCACCAAGGAUGAUCUCAGGCUCCCAACAGAUGAGAGUCUGUGCUCCCAGAUUAAGGAUGGUUUCAGUGAGGGCAAAGACCUGGUUGUAACUGUUAUGUCAGCCAUGGGGGAGGAGCAGAUCUGCGCUCUUAAGGACAUUGGUCCAAAGUAAGUCUGCGUCGGGUAAUGUGUGGCUAUCGUCUCUAAGUCUGUGUCGGGUAAUGGGUGCUAUCGUCUCAGUGCCUUUGCUUCUUUUACUUUUCGCUUUUCCAACCUUUUAUGCCAAAUGAUUUCCUUUUUGUAGUGCUUUUAGUUUCAGUUAUCAGGGACCAAAAUACAAAGUUUUACCCUGUCCCCAAGAAAAUAGCCUCUACUCUUGUUGGUUAUUGAGAGGUUUAACUGACAGGGCCUGUAAUAGAAGAAGAAACAAACCAGCCCAUAGGGCCUGAACAAACUUCCUCUGCAAUCUUUUUUUUUAAUUAUUUGAUAUUUUAUUUGAGUCAUGGUUGGUUGGUUAUGAAAAGUGCAUACAAUGUUUCAAACUGGAAUAUACAAUGGCAAUUAGUUUCUUUUAUCACC
This is a messenger RNA of Amborella trichopoda, 1018 nucleotides long. RefSeq names its product eukaryotic translation initiation factor 5A. Gene Ontology annotation, biological process: positive regulation of translational termination; positive regulation of translational elongation. Gene Ontology annotation, molecular function: translation elongation factor activity; RNA binding; ribosome binding. Lineage: Eukaryota; Viridiplantae; Streptophyta; Magnoliopsida; Amborellales; Amborellaceae. The record is from RefSeq and is a predicted model, not a curated record.